Messenger RNA from Scylla paramamosain (green mud crab), 2671 nucleotides. Its product is annotated as DNA ligase 1-like. The coding region runs from base 431 to 1282 and encodes 283 amino acids. Lineage: Eukaryota; Metazoa; Arthropoda; Malacostraca; Decapoda; Portunidae. The record is from RefSeq and is a predicted model, not a curated record. The transcript has 3 exons.
CAAGUACAGUCAGUCUUGCGCGAACCGUCAGAGGGGGAGGUUAUGCUGCGUUUGCUCUCCUGACUCCCACCCACGCACCAUCUCUCGCGCACACACGCACACACACGCCUCCAGUGCAUAUCCUUAUAUCAGUGAAGUAAACAAGUGCCUUAAGGAUUCCAACGUUAAGAGAGAGUGUCCUAGUGCAGAAGGAUAAUUUAGUAGGAUUAUUACAAGUAUACGUAAGGAGGGUGGAAAAAAUAUCCUUCUAGUGUUUAUGACAAGGUUCCCCGCCUCACGAGUCACUUCUGCACGGGAUUGCGACGCCUACACGUGCCCCCUUACGUGCACUCACCCACACGCGCAUAUAAGGUCACAGCCGCUUGACAUCUACCCUCAAGGUGAACUAAGGUGACCCAAGGUGACCCCGUGAGCCGAAGUGACCUCAGCCAUGGAGCGUAACAUCCCCCACGUGCUGGAUGUGUUCACCUGCUCCCCAAGGGCCCGCCGACGCGCCCUCCACACUGAUCUGGACCAGGUCUCAAAGGUGGAGGAGCAGAAGAACCCUGGCAGCGACUCAGCAGUGUCAGUAGAUUCCAGCGAGGACGAAGGAGCAAACAUCAGCAAAUACUUCGACUAUCUCAACGAGGAUGAUGACGUGGGCGGCGGCAGCGCGUCCAGGAGGAAGAAGAAGAAGAUGCAAGGAAAGGAGAACCAGGGCAAGGAGAACCAGAGGGAAAGCCAGGACAAGAACCACAAGGAGGAGAAUAAGAAGAAGAAAGACGACCAAGAACGUUCCAGUCGCAAGGAGGACUUCGAAAAGGACAUCCGCCAUAUUGAGCGCCAUCUGUCCAUGAAGAAAACGAUCAGAAAGAAGAUGAUGCGGGAUCUCCAGCAGGCCUUCGUGGAGGACCCGGGCGAGUUCCAGCAGGACCCGAACCGCAUGGAACCGGAGAAAAAGAACAACAUCAACAUCCGCAACCUGACCAUCUCCAAAGGGCGCCUCUCCAAAUCCGAGCACAACUUCCUGGACAUGCUGAAGGACGAAAAGGAGGCGAAGGACAAGAAGAAGGACCGCAAAGGAUACCGGGACAUCAUGAACAAUAACAAGAACAGUAACAAAGGGGCAGUUCUUAAUGAUGAUGACUCUGGAAACGGUUCACCUUCCAGAGGCUCAUUGAGUAAGACGGCCAGCAAGGAGGACCUGAUAGAGACGAAGGAGGCACCGAAAGAGGCACCGAAGGAAGAGAAGAAGAUAGGAUUUUGGAAGAAGUUAACAGGGAAAGGGAAGAGCAAGCGGUAAAUAUGAUAGGCUGAAGGUGAUAGGCCUACAAUGUAUAAUGUCCUUAAUCAACAGACUGUGAUAUCUUUAUUGUGCCUAAUGCAACAAACACAGAGACACACAUACACAGAGAGACGAAAAUUCCCUUUGUGAAAUUAUUAUUAUUAUUAUUAUUACUAUUAUUAUUAUCAUUAUUAUUAUUAUUGUCAGCCUCCAAAGUUCCUCUUUUCUGUAUAUACUUUUUUUUUCUUCAUUUAAUUUCGUUUUUUAUUAUAAUUGAAAUGUGUCUCUGAAGUGAUCACUCGUAACUUACUGUUGUUAUCAUUAUUAUUAUUUUUAUUAUUAUUAUUAUUAUUAUUAUUAUUAUUAUUAUUAUUAUUAUUAUUACACUAAGCUCCAUAAUAUUUCAUGCACAUCAUGUUUUCUAGCAUUUCUCCUUGUAUUAUGUUCCUUUAAGUAGGGUAACACACCUGUAACACACCUGUAAUCACCUGUACAUAGAUAGGCAUACAUAGGUAGGCAUACAUAGGCUUAGCUGACCACCACCACCAUUCCACCACACACACACACACACACAUCAUCGUAUAGCACAUGUGAUCAUACUUUUCUUUUAAUUUCAUUCGGCGCCUCGUUCUUGGACACGAAAAACAAUAAUAACACAGCAAAAUGUUGUAAUAAUAAUAACAAUAGCCUAAAAAUAAAUAAGUAAAUAAUCUAAGAAACCUGUAUCCCAUUUUUUGGUUUCGUAUCGUUUUCUUUCUAUACUUGAAGUCAUUGUUUAUUUUCCCCUUUCUUUUAUUUAUUUUUCUAUCACAAAAAAUCACAAGCUGUAAGAAGUGUGUAUCCUAUUUGUUUUGUUUAAUUUGGAUAUUAUUCUUUACCUAAGCAGCUAAAUGAAUAACCUUUCGUUUCUUUUUUUUUAUAAUGAAUCUUCUUUUCCUUCCUAUUUGUUUUGUUUUCUCCUCGUCCUUGGAAUCACUUUGCUCCUUUUCCUUUUUUUUUUCCUAUUUCUUAAUUUUCUUUCUAUUUCCAUUCAUUAUCAACUGCAGGGACUCAUUAAACACUUAUGAACCAUCCAUAACCGUUAUUAUGAGUCAAUCUGUGGUUCACUCAGCGCAGGUGACGCUGUUUUGAGAGAGAGAGAGAGAGAGAGAGAGAGAGAGAGAGAGAGAGAGAGAGAGAGAGAGAGAGAGAGACUGCAUAGGCAUUGUAAUCGCGUAAUACCUUCCCGUUCUGUUGUUGUAGUGCCAAUGAUAAAGGCGUGAUAGAAGCUUGAGUCAGACUGUAAAAUAAUAAUGUUGCAAUAGGUACGAUGUCUCGCGUACUGUAUCUGACUGUACGAUAAUCUUUUUGCAACAGCACCACGUCAUUUGUACUUGAUGUAACUAUAUAAUAAAGCUGCAAUAGGUA